This is a messenger RNA of Penicillium crustosum, 1851 nucleotides long. Its product is annotated as fungal specific transcription factor domain-containing protein. Gene Ontology annotation, molecular function: DNA binding; zinc ion binding. Lineage: Eukaryota; Fungi; Ascomycota; Eurotiomycetes; Eurotiales; Aspergillaceae. The transcript has 3 exons. Gene Ontology annotation, biological process: DNA-templated transcription. The record is from RefSeq and is a predicted model, not a curated record. Bases 1 to 1851 code for a protein of 616 amino acids.
AUGGAAGAAGAAAUUCUCCUAGCCAAGAAUCCGGCUAUAGAGCACCGUAGUUAUCACCUCCCAGUCCCAGUGGACAAGACGCCUAAUGAUCAUUUAGGCCAGCGAUUCUGGAAACUGCUGAAGUGCGAGAACCGGAACCGUUACUUCACCCGCCGGCCAUGUGUUAGGAAUAGUCUGUACAAAUGUGUUGGAAAGGAUCCCAACCCCAUCUCUUUACGAUCCCAAAUCUCAGAAGCACGAGCUUUGUUUAACCCCGGAGAGAACACAGGAUCCGAGAACGGGGAAGGCUUGUACAAUUGCGGAGAAACCUAUUUCAUUGAGUUGCCUGCUUUCCCCAAAAUUCAAGAAUUACUAGACAUUUACUCUGAGAAUGUGGGUAGGCACUAUCCUGCCAUUCAGCUUCAAAGAGCCAGGUCUCGCAUACAUAAAAUUAUUGAAGACUUGGGAUAUUCUCCAUCUGCUUGCGGAAUUGAUGUUCACUACGUCGCCGCACCAACAGUUGCGUUGUUGUGCAUCAUCAUCUCUAUUGCUGAGGUGACUGGGAUUAACAGCUCGUCUUCCAACUCUCGGGCUACGAUUUUUGCAAACCAUGCUCGCAGCUUAAUACAAAUGGCUGACAAAUUUUCUUCAAAUCUGGAAGCUCUUCGAUGCCAUACCCUGAUUACCAUAUACUUUCUGCAUAUGGACUUUCUGGAUCUUGCCCUGCAGUCUAUUGCUGUCACUGUUCGACUAGCAAUGUCCCUUAAACUUCAUCACCGAUUACCGUCUCCCAGAGAAGGAAGCGAAGGAAGCGACUCCUAUGACCAAAAUCUGUGGUGGACAAUCUACAUCCUGGAUCGUAACCUCGCAUGCCUUGGUGGAGUACCUUACCUCAUCAGAGACGAGGAAAUUGAUGCACCGAGACCAGCGCGGAAUGGUCAAUUCAAAAGUUUCUCUGCUGUCAUAUGUAUCAGUUGCUCGAACGAACCUGACGAGCAAAGUGGGCCGAUGGAGAAAAUAUUUCAUCAGGAAGCCACGUACUUGGAAGCUCUAGCCCAUCUGGGGCGCAUUUGGGCUUGUAUUUGGAACAACUUAGCUACUGAUAGAUCUGAACCUGUCUGUCAGUGGCAAACGACAGAAGCCUUGGAUACCCAGCUUCGCAUUCUUCAACAACAGCUCCCGGCUGAACUCGUUUGGGAAAGUCCGUCAAGCCUGAGCAGAGACCUAGAGAUACUGCAGGAAACUGCAAUGCAGCGACAACUGGUUGUUCUGAUGCGUAUCAAUACUCUCCGACUAUUUAUUCGACGAAAUCCUGCUUCGAAGUGUACAUGCCUGGACAGGAAAUCCCCGCACGAUGACGGCACAGCAAUUUCAAGGAAAAUCAUCGAAACAAUAAUCGAUUUCAGCACACUUCAUCAUGAAGGCCUAUUACCAAUCGGGCACGCUAUCACCACAACUCUCGUCCAAUGCAUCCUAUACCUGAUUAAAGUCAUCGAUGAGUCAACCGAUACGGGCGGAACGGAAUCAGCCUCUGCUUCUGUAGUGUCGGCUUAUCAGGUGUUAGUCGAUCUGUCUGACCAUUGUGUCUCUGCAAGGAAUGCAGUUGAGACACUUGAUGAGGCAUUAUUCCACCACGGAGACGGGCCAGCUCAAUCUACCGCCGUAAUCUUAUCAUGCGGUGGCUCUGGUAGUAGUAGCCAUUUAGAUGGGUUGGAAGGCACCCGUCCACAAGGACCACGUCGGAUAAGAAGGAAAAGUAGUACUUCGGCUUCCAGCGAGGAAAAUACCCGCGGACACGACCUUUUUGAUUGCCUGCAAAAGAGUUAUGAGAGCCUAGACAGCUUGCUACCGAAUACAGUACCUACUCUAUAG